CGCGAUCUUCAGAGUUGUUUUCUUUGGAAUGUUUCUGUCUGAGGUGCUAGGAACUAAGAAGCUGGGGAAUAACGCAACAUCUCAGCUGAAAAAAUGCCCAGAGAGUCAAUGCCUGACUGAAGCCAUUGCUUGUCUUUCUGGAAGCAAACUUAAGGGAGAUGGAAAUUCAGGCAAUAACGACAGAUUGAAAGCUUUGGAAGACGAGGUCGACAAACUGAAAGGUUUACUCCAGAAGGCGGGAAAACCCAACAGCUUCGCCUUACUCGACAGCACCGGCCAUCUGCCUCAGAAUCUCCUCGCGGCUGGUUACGACAAGUACUCAAUGUACGACUUGGGGUGGCAGGCUCUACAUAUGGCGGCUGCCGCUGCCUGCAGGGGUAGCACAAGCUCAGGAGGAAGUGGCUGCUGUGAAAAUGUUGUUCUCGUACGAAACACGGCUGACAAGAACACCUGCACUCAGAUCUGUGGCCGGACUUUGUUUAAAAAUUGUGAUGCAGAGGUGUCCAUUCAUGGAAAAACAGGAAAAGCCACUAAGGCCGGUGAAAUGAUUGGGGCUUUCUACAAUUAUCGCUGUAAUCAAGCAGCUAACGGAGGGAGUGAAGUUUCAGGCUCUCCUGCUGAUAUCAAUCGCUUUCCUAAGGGUUACCCCUACUACAGCUUUUGCUGUUGCAGAAAGUAGGAAAGUAGCUGUAAAUCAGUAAAAAACAAACGUCUUUCCUCUAAGAUUUUAGUUUCUCUCUGAAAAGUCAUGAGUCUUAGCUUGCGAAAUGCAUUUGUCGUAUUUUCAAUAAAAAGACGUUUAGCAGUUUUGCUUUUAA
Stylophora pistillata is the source of this 818-nucleotide messenger RNA. RefSeq lists its product as uncharacterized. The record is from RefSeq and is a predicted model, not a curated record. NCBI's taxonomy places the organism in Eukaryota, Metazoa, Cnidaria, Anthozoa, Scleractinia, Pocilloporidae.